AUGUCGCGGUGGGAUAAACUCAUCGAAGAGACGGAAGAAUACAGACGGCAGGGUGCGGUGCAGGCUCAACUUCAGCUGGAAGGGAAGUUUGUAUUCCCGGCCGAUGAAGUUGCUCGGGUCGACCUGUCUAGGGAGCAGUGGAUAAGAGAUGUUCCAUGGCAUGAUCAUAUUGAAGAGUUUCUUGUCUGUGGAGCAAGAGUGAGGUUUGUUCAUUUACGGCCGGCUGCCGUUAAUACCGGUGAUAGCAGUGAUAGCAGUGAUUUGACGAAGAGGUCCAUCGUAUUUCUACAUGGAGAUGGGGGCUGGAGUUAUAUGUGGAGAAAGGUUAUGGCCAGACUUUACCAAGAAGGCCACGAGCUUUUUGCUCUGGAUUGGCUCGGUCAUGGAUUAAGCGACAAGCCUACCCAAAAGGAGUCUAUGACAUUCGAACUGCAUAUACGGACUUUGAUUGCCUUUAUCAACCAUGUGGAACUCAAUGAUGCUAUUCUGGUAGCACACCACUGGGGCGGAUGCAUAGCUCUAUCCUCCAUCCCUUACCUUCCUCCCUCGUCUUGCAGCGGUCUUUUCCUUAUUAAUUCCUUCUUGCCGCUUCGUCCUCGCGAGAUGAGCGUUUCCAGCCACCUUCUCCACGGGGUCUUGUUUCUUUUGAGCGGGAUCCUAGAUGGCCAUGUGUCCCAGUCUAGAAUCACAGAGUUCAUGUCUCCACACAUUUCGGAGCAAGAUCUUAAAGUGUACGGCGCACCUUAUCAAGACCUGCCCGCAAGCACCAGGUCUAGCGCGGAUCGGUGGGCACGCCUUGCCCCUGGAAUACCACACUUUGUUCUGAGACGCCUCCGCGAGACACCGGUUUGGAAGUGGUGCGAAGCUGUCCUUGGCCCGAGAAACUUCAGCGCCCUGAAUACCCUGGCACUCCUAUCGGAAAGAGAUGAAUUUGCGAGACGUUACUGGCAAAAGAAAUGCCAAGGAGAUAUGGAUAACGAUGGGGAGUGCAUGCUGAAGACAGUAGUGGCCUUUGGUGAACAGGAUCUACUGCUGAAAGACUACAAGGAUAUCCUGGUGCGUGUCAUUGGCAAGGGUAACCUGGCUGAUUGGGCACCAGAAGGGAUCUGGCUCCCAACUGCUGGUCACUACCCCAUGGAAGAUAGCCCAGGUGAUAUUGCAGGAUUGAUAGCCAGAUUUCCCAGCUCCAGUGACGAAAUCUGA
Molecule: messenger RNA, 1203 nt
Organism: Aspergillus calidoustus
Lineage: Eukaryota; Fungi; Ascomycota; Eurotiomycetes; Eurotiales; Aspergillaceae
Source: the annotation of a GenBank genome assembly